Pipistrellus kuhlii (Kuhl's pipistrelle) is the source of this 4841-nucleotide messenger RNA. It is a transcript of the gene FANCD2, whose product is annotated as FA complementation group D2. The coding region runs from base 173 to 4534 and encodes 1453 amino acids. Gene Ontology annotation, molecular function: DNA polymerase binding. The transcript has 44 exons. NCBI's taxonomy places the organism in Eukaryota, Metazoa, Chordata, Mammalia, Chiroptera, Vespertilionidae. Gene Ontology annotation, cellular component: nucleus; condensed chromosome. Gene Ontology annotation, biological process: double-strand break repair involved in meiotic recombination; homologous chromosome pairing at meiosis; mitotic intra-S DNA damage checkpoint signaling. The record is from RefSeq and is a predicted model, not a curated record.
UUGGUGUUUGGAGCUGCGAUCGUCGUUUCUCGAGGCUUCGCUUCCCUGCGGCCCGGCCCAGGGCAAGCUCGGCCUUUCCCUCCUGGGUUCCGCGCCCUGCCUCGGCUUCCUCACCCGCUCUGUCGUGGGAUAGACCUUCAGAAAAUAAUUUAACUGCAGAAAAUUGGUCAAAAUGGUUUCCAAAAGAAGACUAUCAAAAUCUGAGGAUAAAGAAACCCUGAAAGAAGAUGCCUCUAAUGCCAGGAAGCAACCACCAUCCAAAAAGGCAAAGAAAUCACAUGUUUAUUAUGAAGUUGAAGAAAAUGACAGUGUAUUUAUAAAGCUUCUUAAGACAUCAGGAAUUAUUCUUAAAACAGGAGAGAGUCAGAAUCAGCUAGCUGUGGAUCAAAUCGUUUUCCAAAGGAAGCUGUGUCAGGCUCUGAGGAAACAUCCUUCUUAUCCCAAAAUAAUAGAAGAAUUUGUUAAUGGCCUGGAGUCUUACAUUGAGGAUCAAGACAUUUUCAGAAACUGUCUUUUGUCUUGUGAACGUCUGCAGAAUGAGGAAGCCAGGUGUGGAGAGAGCAUGGGCACAUCUUACUCUAAGAGCCUCAUUAAAUUGCUUCUGGGGAUUGACAUAUUACAGCCUGCCGUUAUUAAAACCUUAUUUGAAAAGUUACCAGAAUUUCUUUUUGAACGCACGAGCAGUGAUGGAAUCAACAUGCCUCGACUCAUCAUCAAUCAACUGAAAUGGCUUGACAGAGUUGUGGAUGGCAAGGAUCUCACCACCAAGAUCAUGCAGCUGAUCAGUAUUGCUCCAGUGUACCUUCAGCAUGACUUUAUCACCAGCUUACCUGAGAUCCUAGGGGAUUCUCAGCAUGCCGAUGUGGGGAAAGAACUCAGUGACCUUCUAACAGAGAAUACUUCACUUACUGUCCCCAUCCUGGAUGUCCUUUCCAGCCUUCGACUUGACCCAGAGCUCCUGUCUAAGAUCCGCCAAUUGGUAAUGCGUAAGCUGUCAUCUGUCACAAUGGAGGACUUACCUGUGAUAAUCAAGUUCAUUCUUCAUUCCAUAACAGCCAUGGAUGCACUUGAGGUAAUUUCUGAGCUUCGGGAGAGAUUGGAUCUGCAGCAUUGUAUUUUACCGUCACUGUUUCUGGUUCCUGAAAUCACGAUGAAAAGUAAAGGCCAAACACGUUCUUCAGGAAACCAAGGAAACAGCGAUGAGAGCUGUGUUUUUCUUAUUUUUGACGUAAUAAAGUCAGCUGUUAGAUAUGAGAAAACCAUUUCUGAAGCCUGGAUUAAGGCUAUUGAACACGUUGCACCAGAGUCUGAACAUAAGACACUUGACCUGGUGGUGCUUCUAAUCAUCUAUAGCACCAACACUCAGGCAAAGAAGUACAUUGAGAGGGUGCUAAGAAAUAAGAUUCGAUCAGACUGCUUUGAUAAAGAUCUGCUGCAGAGUACAUUCUUUGUUCAUCACUUGGUUCUUAAGGAUCUUUGUCCAUCCAUUCUAUCACUGGCUCAGAAUUUGUUGCACUCCCUGGACCAGAGUAUAAUUUUAUUUGGCAGUCUCUUAUACAAAUAUGCAUUUAAGUUUUUUGAUACUUACUGCCAACAGGAAGUGAUUGAUGCCCUCGUGACCCAUAUCUGUAGUGGGAAUGAAGCCGAAGUUGAUAUUGCAUUGGAUGUUCUCCUAGAGUUGGCAGUUAUAAACCUAUCUGUUAUGAGGCUGAAUGCUGUCUUUGUGAAGGGCAUUUUAGAAUAUCUGGAUAAAAUGUCCCCUCGGCAAAUACGAAAACUCUUCUAUAUGCUCAGCACACUGGCAUUUGGCAAACAGCAUGAAAGCAGCAGUCACAUCCAGGAUGACAUGCAUCUGGUGGUAAGGAAGCAGCUGUCUAGCACCAUAUUCAAGUACAAACUCAUUGGUAUUAUUGGUGCUAUCACCAUGGCUGGCGUCAUGGCAAUAGACAGAAGUAUAUUUUCAAUUUUGAGCCAAGGAAAUGCAGACCUGAGCAAUGAACAGUACACACAGGUGACCUCCUUGUUGCAGUUGGUUCACUCCUGCAGUAAGCAGUCUCCUCAGGCCUCUGUACUGUACUAUGAUGAACUUGCCAACAUGAUUCAAAUAGUAAAGCUGGCUCCAAAAGUCCAGGAUUGGGUUGGGCAGACCAUCUUUAACGAUUUUCAAGAUGCCUUUGUGGUUGAUUUGUGUGCUGUUCCAAAAGGUAACUAUCCAUUUCCUGUGAAAGCGCUCUAUGGACUAGAAGAAUACAAUAGUCAAGAUGGCAUUGCUAUCAACCUCCUGCCAAUGUUGUUCUCUCAGGACUUCGCAGAAGAUGAAAGUAGAAGGACUUCACAGGAAUCAGACAACUUGGUCUCCCCAUUGUGCCUGGCUCCCUAUUUCCGGUUACUGAGACUUUGUGUGGAGAAACAACAUAAUGGAGACUUGGAGGAGAUUGAUGGUUUGUUAGAUUGUCCUAUAAUGCUCACUGAUCUGGAGCCUGGAGAGAGGCUGGAGUCCAUGUCUGAUAAAGAACGUUCAUUCAUAUGUUCACUCAUAUGUCUUACUGUCAACUGGUUCCGAGAGGUUGUAAAUGCCUUUUGUCAGCAAAUGUCACCUGAGAUGAAGGUGAAGGUGCUCACCCGGUUAAAGCACAUUGUAGAGCUACAGGGAAUCCUGGAAAAAUACUUGGCAGUCACACCAGACUGUAGUCCUCCCCUUGCAGCCUUUGACUUGGAAACUUUAGAUGUAACACCUCAUGCCAGCACUGCAUUUUCAGCAAAAAUAAAAAAACAAGGAAUUACAGGAAGAAGGAAGCGAAAAGCAGGUGGCAACAAAACAUCCUCCCAUGACGUGGUUUCAAAGGAGGAUGGUUCAGAAUGCGACCCUACGCCAUCUAAUAGAGGCCAGCUGGAAAAGGAGUUCAAAGGUGAAGAAAAGACAGUGUCACUACAGAAUUACCAUUUAUUAUUCCGAGAGCUGGACUUGGAGGUCUUUUGUAUUCUUCGUUGUGGGCUUCUGACCAAGUUCAUCUUAGAUACUGAAAUGCACACUGAAGCUACAGAAGUUGUGCAACUUCAGCCCCCUGAGCUGCUUUUCUUGCUGGAAGAUCUCUCCCACAAGGUGGAGAAUAUGCUGAUACCUUCUGUUGCCAGGAGAGUCCCUUUCCUCAAGGGUAAAGGAAGCCAGAAUAUCGGGUUGUCACAUGUCCAACAGAGAACUGGCCCAGAAAUUGUUCGUUGUGUUGUUCAACUGCUGGUCCCAAUGUGUAACCAUCUGGAGAACAUUCACAACUAUUUUCAGUGCUUACCAGCUGAGAAUCACAGUGUAGUUGAUGGGCCAGAAAUGCAAGCUCAGGAGUACCGCCUAAUGUCUUCCUGUUAUCAGAGGCUACUGCAGAUUUUUCAUGGGCUUUUUGCUUGGAGUGAAUUUUCUCAACCUGAAAAUCAGAGUUUACUGUACUCGGCCCUCAAGGCCCUUUAUAGCCGACUGAAGCCAAGAGAGCUCGACCAGUCCUUGGAGGAACUGCUUAGCCAAAGUUUCCAUUACUUGCAGAAUUUCCAUCACAGCAUUCCUAGUUUCCAAUCUGCUCUUUAUCUCAUCAGACUUUUGAUGGUCAUUUUGAAGAAAUCUAGAUUUCCUACUAAGAACAAAGAAAAAAUUGCUUCCCUUGCCAGACAUUUCCUCUGUCGGAUAUGGCCAAGUGGGGGAAAAGAGAAGAGCAGUGUUCCUAAUGACCAGCUCCAUGCUUUGCUGAGCAUCUACCUGGAGCACACAGACAGUGUUCUGAAGGCCAUUGAGGAGAUUGCUGGUGUUGGUGUUCCAGAACUGAUCAACUCGUCUACUAAAGAUGCAUCUUCUUCCACAUUCCCUACGCUGACCAGGCACACCUUUGUCAUUUUCUUCCGUGUGAUGAUGGCUGAACUAGUGAAGACGGUCAAAGGUCUUCAGGCUGGCAAAGCAGCAGACUCUCAGCAGAUUCAUGAAGAGAAGCUCGUCUACUGGAACAUGGCUGUUCGAGACUUCAGUAUCCUCAUCAACCUGAUAAAGGUGUUUGAUAGUCGUCCUGUUCUGCAUGUCUGUCUGAAGUAUGGACGCCUCUUUGUGGAGGCAUUUCUGAAGCAGUGUAUGCCGCUCCUAGACUUCAGUUUCAGAAAGCACCGGGAAGAUGUUCUGAGCUUACUGGGAACCUUCCAGUUGAACACAAGGAUGCUUCAUCACCUGUGUGGGCAUUCCAAGAUUCAUCAGGACAUGAAACUCACCAAGCAUGUGCCUUUUCUCAAAAAGACCUUGGAGCUGUUAGUUUGCAGAGUGAAAGCCAUGCUUAUCCUCAACAAUUGCAGGGAAGCUUUCUGGCUGGGUAAUCUCAAAAACCGGGACUUGCAGGGUGAAGAGAUUUUAUCCCAGAAUUCCCAGGAAAGCAGAGCAGAUGAGAGUGAGGAUGACACAUCAUCCCAGGUCUCCAAGAGCAAAGCAACUGAGGAUGGUGAAGAAGAUGAAGCAAGUGAUAAAGAAAAGGAGCAAGAUAGUGAUGAGAGUGAUGACUCUGAUUAGACUACAAAAAAUGGACUCCGCGUCCUUAUCUCUGCCAGCGUCUUAGCAUUUUGUGUUCAGGAUUUGAAAUCUGUCUCCCUUUCUCACCAGAAUUAUCUUAUUUUGUCCUUAAAGUGAGGGCUUUAUUGAUUCAACUUAAUAGUGAAUUUCAUAGAUCGGCUAACAUCAGAGGCCUGGCUCGGGAUUCCAGUGUAGUAUUCAGUGCUCUACUGCAGAAUAGUCAUUGCUCUGGACUUGGGGAGCUAGUUUUGAAUUUAUUUUGUAAUUUAUGUUUAUAGCAGUUAGACAAAUAAAUUGUUUUAAGUUC